CAAUUCCAGACAUCCAUGGGGUUUUUCUAUCUAGCAAUCAAGAUUCCACAAGCAAUCACCAUUACAAUCUUUGCAAACAUCGCAUCCCGUCUCGUAUCACUCCUACUAUCAGCACUCUCUCACCUCGGCCUCUUCAAAUCGCCGCCGGAUCCCGACGAUUACACCUCCACCGCCGGCAAUUACGUCCUCAUCUUGGACGGUUCAUCCCCCUCCCUCCUCCCCGUCCCCGUCCACGUCGUCACUGCCUCCAUUAAAAACAAGGUCCCCAUCACUCCCUACUCCGAUUUCGCCGCCCGAUUUGGAGGAGCCGAGAACACCGUCUGCUCCGUCUGCUUGGACUCCGUUCAUGCCGACGAUCCCAUCAGAGAGCUUCGGAAUUGCAGGCAUGUCUUCCAUAAAGAGUGUUUAGAUAGAUGGGUAGAUGAAGGUCAAGUGACUUGCCCUUUGUGCAGAUCUAUGCUGCUUCCCCCCAAAAAGCUGUUAUCCUCCGCCACAGCCGCCGUCGAGACGGCGGCGACGGCGACGGCUACGGCUAUAGAUACGGUAACGUAAAAUAUGGGGAAAUUACGAUGGAAAAUCGAUAAGGAAUUCGUUUGAGUCGAUAUAUAUGUACAAUUUUCUUUGUUUAUAGUUCAUUUUUCAUCAUAUAAUACAGAAUCAAGAUGUAACUUUGUAUAAUUGUUUGAAUGAUGAAUUCAUCGACACCCACCAGGGUAAAA
Molecule: messenger RNA, 719 nt
Organism: Cynara cardunculus var. scolymus (artichoke)
Lineage: Eukaryota; Viridiplantae; Streptophyta; Magnoliopsida; Asterales; Asteraceae
Product: E3 ubiquitin-protein ligase RHA2A-like
Exons: 1
Coding region: 16-552 (178 amino acids)
Biological process (GO): protein ubiquitination
Molecular function (GO): ubiquitin protein ligase activity; zinc ion binding
Source: RefSeq, a predicted model, not a curated record